This is a messenger RNA of Myripristis murdjan (pinecone soldierfish), 10355 nucleotides long. RefSeq names its product EP300 lysine acetyltransferase a (gene ep300a). Gene Ontology annotation, cellular component: histone acetyltransferase complex; transcription regulator complex; nucleus. NCBI's taxonomy places the organism in Eukaryota, Metazoa, Chordata, Actinopteri, Holocentriformes, Holocentridae. The record is from RefSeq and is a predicted model, not a curated record. The transcript is spliced from 31 exons. Bases 393 to 8903 code for a protein of 2836 amino acids. Gene Ontology annotation, biological process: positive regulation of transcription by RNA polymerase II. Gene Ontology annotation, molecular function: transcription coactivator activity; zinc ion binding; histone acetyltransferase activity.
GCUGAGGGAGGCUGAAAUGACGGAUGCAAUCAUGAGAGGAGAGACCCAGGGGCAGUUUAUUUACAUCUGAAGAGGCUGUGUAAGUUUAGAGGGAAGCCGCUACGUGUGUCUCCCUCUUUACUUUCACCGACCCCCUCCUCCUCCUCCGCUGGCAGAAAUUUAUAAAGAACAAAAAAUCCGACAAGGGAGGGAGGGGGGUUGAUACGCCGAGGCUGAAAUCGAGAGGCGAACCCAGGAAAGAGGAGUAAUUUGUACACGGGACUUUCCCCCUCUUAGUCCCCCAAAAGGAGGGGGAAAAGUCGCAAUAGUGGAAACGAAAAGGAGCGAGCUUCUAAAGACGUGAAAAACGUCUGCAAUUGUGGAUACUUUAUAUAUUUUUAUUUCGAAAAAAUAUGGCCGAGAACGUUCUGGACUCUGGCCCGCCUUCAGCCAAGAGGCCUAAACUCUCCUCUCCGGCACUUUCUGCCUCCGCCAGCGAUGGAAAUGAUUUCAGCUCCCUGUUUGACCUGGAGCAUGACCUCCCAGAUGAGCUCAUCACCUCAAAUGACCUGGGCCUGGUCAACGGCGGGGAUCUCAACCAGUUGCACACCAGUCUUGGAGGGGGUCCUGCAGGCCUUGGGCCUGGAGGAGGAGGUGGUGGAGGGCCAGGAGGAAUAGGUCUGGGUCUUGGUCCUGGAGGAGGUCCUGGGGGUGGCGGAGGCGGCCAGGAUGCAGUGGCCAAGCACAAACAGCUAUCUGAGCUCUUGCGCUCGGGGGCACCACCCACCUCCACUCAACAGGGGCACCAGGGCACUAUGGGCAGCCCAGGAGGGCCCACCGCCAUGGGGCAACACAUGGGGAACAUGAAGGCAUCCCCUGGCCAGGGGCCCCAGCAGAUGAUGAGCCAGGGGCAGCAGCAGCACCUCUCCCCUCAGCAGCAGGCCAACAUGAUGCAGCAGCAACAGAACAGCGCAGCUGGAAUGGUGGGAGGCAUGAACAGGGCCAUGAUGGGAGCACAGCAGAAAGGAAACAACGGACAGCAGCAGCCAGGGAUAAUGGGGGGCCAGGUGAUGAAUGGCUCCCCAAGGAUGGGCUUUGGGAAUCAGGGGAUGGGCAGCAACAGUAACCUGUUAGCAGAGACCCUCCAGCAGCAGCAGGGAGCCGGGGGACAGGCCGGGAUGAGAGGCCAGCAACCUGGAGCACUGAACAAAAUGGGUAUGAUGGGGACCCCCGGGGGCCCCUACGGAGCUCCAUAUGCAGGGCAAGCGAACCAGGGUCUAGGAGGCGCAGGGCUGGGCCCUCAGCUCCAGAACAAAGGGCCCAUGGCCAACAGCCUGGCCCAGUUCAACGUGGACAAGAAGAGCCAACCCAUGCAAGGAAUGGCCGCUAUGGCGUCCCAGCAGUCACAGCCAGGCGUGGGUGGCCCCUCUGGUCCCUCAGUGGGAGGGGCCCCUGGGAUGGUCCCCAAUGCCCAGGGAGGUUUGGUGGGCCCCGGCACGCAAGUCUCGGCAGCAGCGGCUGCAGCCGGGGCGCCCCCGACCGCCGACCCUGAGAAGCGCAAACUAAUCCAGCAGCAGCUCGUGCUUCUGCUCCAUGCGCACAAGUGCCAGCGGCGGGAGCAGGCCAACGGGGAGGUCCGCCAGUGCAACCUGCCCCACUGCCGCACCAUGAAGAACGUCCUCAACCACAUGACGCACUGCCAGGCUGGCAAGUCCUGUCAGGUGGCUCACUGUGCGUCGUCCAGGCAGAUCAUCUCCCACUGGAAGAACUGCACACGACACGACUGUCCUGUCUGCCUGCCACUGAAGAAUGCCGGGGACAAGAGGAACCCGCAGUCUCUACUGGGUGCUGCUGGUGCAGGUCUGGGCGGCUCACUUGGGACGGUUCCUGGUGGGCAACCAAGUACUCCCACUCUGAACCCGCCGAGCCAGAUUGACCCCAGCUCCAUAGAAAGAGCCUACGCAGCCCUGGGGCUCACCUACCAGGGAAACCAGAUCCAGGCUCAGACCGCCCAGCCCGGCAUGCCCAACCAGGGCCUGCAGGGCCAGCCUGGCAUGAGGCCUCUGAACCCUAUGGGGGCGAAUCCGAUGGGAGUGAAUGGAGGAGUGGGAGUCCCCCCUCAGAACCAACAGGCCAACCUGCUACAGGACACCAUGAUGCACCUCAAUGUGAACAGCCAGGGUCUGAUGAAUGAUGCGGGUGGUGUUGGCUCCAUGCCCACAGCAGCGCCUCCCUCUGCCACAGGCAUUAGGAAGAGCUGGCAUGAGGACAUCACACAGGACCUGCGAAACCACUUGGUGCACAAACUUGUUCAGGCCAUCUUCCCCACCCCGGACCCUGCUGCCCUGAAGGACCGGCGGAUGGAGAACCUGGUGGCCUACGCUAGGAAAGUUGAGGGAGACAUGUAUGAGUCAGCCAACAGCAGAGCGGAGUACUACCACCUGCUCGCAGAAAAGAUCUAUAAGAUCCAGAAGGAGUUGGAAGAGAAGAGGAGGACCAGGCUGCAGAAGCAGGGCCUGGGGCUGGGGCCUCCUGGCAUGAACCAGCCCCCCACUGGACUUCCUCCUAACGGUCCACUGCCUGACCCGUCAAUGGUGCGACCAGCAGGGCCCAACCAAAUGGUCAACAGAAUGCAAGGCCCAGGUAUGAAUCAGUUCAAUCAGAUGGGAAUGCAGCCUAUGGGCCAGAGGUCCACUCCUCCUCUUCCUAUGGGAGCAAAUGGCAACCAGAUGGGAAUGGUGGGAGCCAGAAUGGGCCAGCCCAACGUCAACCAGCUGCAGAACCAGUACUUGCCCCAGGGACAGUUCCCCGGCUCGGGACCAGGGGUUGGCACAGCUCAGCCCGGGAUGGCCCAGCCUGGAGCUCAGGGAGGCAUGGCACAGACACAGAUGGGCACUCCUCCCUCUCUCCCAGUGGCCAGUCCUCUCGCCCAGCCCGGUUCAGCCGGCGGCCCCAGUGGAGUCUCCACAGCAGGGUCAAUGGGUCCCCAGAGUGUGGGUGGCGGAGGUCCCAACUCUGCUGUUGGAGGCCCCACAUCCACCAUGACCCCAUCAAAUACAAACCAGCAGCCCAACUCCAUCCCCCACCUGCCAGCCAUGCGUGGCAGCUCGCCCUCCCCUGCCCGCAGUCGGACCCCCACCCCUCACCAGACGCCCCCCAGGCUAGCUGGGUCCCAGACCCCACAGCCGCACACCCCUAACCCGCCCCAGCUGGCUCCGCCUCCGGCCCCGCAGCAGAACCAGCUUGGCCAGGGCCCGGGGUCCAAUAAGUCCCUCCAGCAGCAGCACAUGGGGACAGCUGGCUCCUCCACACCAUCCCACCCUGGACUGUCCUCCAGCUCGACGCCACACGGCGCCCAGCUGCCACGCACUCCGCUGUCCCAGAAGGGAUCAUUCCCCGCUGACAGUCAGGCCCUGACCCCAGCCUCGGUCAGCAGCCUGGACACUUCCUCCCAGCAGGCCCAGUCGGACACAUCCUCCACCAACCUUGACCCCAAGAUGGAGGUCAAACCGCCGGAGGAUGAGGAGGAGGGCGAGGCAGGCGGCUGCUCCAAAGGAGGGAAGCUAGCCAACCUCAAAAUGGAGGAGAAGCCCAUCAAGUUUGAACUGAAAAAGGAAGAGUGCUCGGGGGAAGGAGGUAAGGGCGUUCCCAUGGAUACAUCGUCGACAACGACAUCGUCGGCCGUGAAGACAGAAGAUAGGAAGCCGGAGGUGAAGAAGGAGGUAAAAGAGGAAGAGGAGGCAUCGGAGAGUGCUGGACCACAGGCUCCAGUGAAAAAGAAGAUCUUUAAGCCUGAGGAGCUUCGGCAGGCCCUGAUGCCUACUCUUGAGUCUCUUUACAGACAAGAUCCAGAGUCUCUGCCCUUCAGAAUGCCUGUAGACCCACAGCUGCUCUGCAUACCUGACUACUUUGACAUUGUGAAGAACCCGAUGGACUUGUCAACUAUCAAGCGAAAGCUGGACACAGGUCAGUACCAAGAGCCCUGGCAGUAUGUGGACGAUAUCUGGCUGAUGUUCAACAACGCCUGGCUGUACAACCGCAAGACGUCCCGUGUCUACAAGUACUGCUCCAAGCUGGCCGAGGUGUUCGAGCAGGAGAUCGACCCCGUCAUGCAGAGCCUCGGCUACUGCUGUGGCAGAAAGCUGGAGUUCUCUCCCCAGACGCUGUGCUGCUAUGGGAAGCAGCUGUGCACGAUACCCCGAGAUGCUGCUUACUUCAGCUACCAGAACAGUUCACCAAAAUUUGGGCUUCUUGCUGACAGGUACCACUUCUGCGAGAAGUGCUUCAAUGAGAUCCAGGGGGAGACGGUUUCCCUGGGCGACGACCCCACCCAGCCACAGACAUCGAUUAACAAGGAUCAGUUUGAGAAAAAGAAGAACGACACACUGGACCCUGAACUGCUUGUUGAGUGUAUGGACUGUGGACGCAGGAUGCAUCAAAUCUGUGUUUUGCACCAUGACACGGUCUGGCCAACAGGGUUUGUAUGUGACGGCUGCUUAAAGAAGACCAAUAAGACGAGGAAGGAGAACAAGUAUGCUGCCAAAAGGUUGCCCCAGACGAAGUUGGGUAGUUUCCUGGAGACGAGAGUGAACGACUUCCUGAAGCGGCAGAGUCAUCCGGAGUCGGGCGAGGUCUUCAUCCGCGUUGUGCACGUGUCGGAUAAAGUGGUGGAGGUCAAACCGGGCAUGAAGUCCAGGUUCGUGGACAACGGGGAGAUGGCAGAGUCUUUUCCCUACAGGACAAAAGCCCUGUUUGCCUUUGAGGACAUAGACGGAGCAGACGUUUGUUUCUUCGGUAUGCACGUUCAGGAGUACGGAUCCGACUGUCCUCAGCCCAACCAGAGGCGGGUGUACAUCUCUUACCUGGACAGCGUACACUUUUUCCGGCCUCGCUGUCUGAGAACAGCAGUCUACCAUGAGAUCCUCAUCGGCUACCUGGAGUAUGUCAAGAAGUUAGGCUACACAACAGGUCACAUCUGGGCCUGCCCGCCCAGUGAAGGGGACGACUACAUCUUCCACUGUCACCCUGCCGACCAGAAGAUCCCCAAACCAAAACGCUUGCAGGAGUGGUACAAGAAGAUGCUGGACAAGGCCGUGGGCGAGAGGAUAGUGCACGACUACAAGGAUAUCUUCAAGCAGGCCACUGAGGAUCGUCUGACCAGCGCCAAGGAGCUGCCUUACUUUGAAGGCGACUUCUGGCCCAACGUGCUGGAGGAGAGCAUCAAGGAGCUGGAGCAGGAGGAGGAGGAGAGGAAGAGGGAAGAGAACAGCACUUCCAAUGAGAGUAUUGAUGCCACAAAAGGCGACAGUAAAAAUGCCAAGAAAAAGAACAAUAAGAAGACGAGUAAGAACAAGAGCAGCCUGAGCCGAGCCAAUAAGAAGAAGCCAGGGAUGCCCAAUGUCUCCAAUGACCUUUCACAGAAACUCUAUGCAACCAUGGAGAAACACAAAGAGGUGUUCUUUGUGAUCCGGUUGAUUGCGGGCCCCAUGGCCAACGCCUUGCCCCCCAUCACAGACCCAGACCCCCUGAUGGCAUGUGACCUCAUGGACGGCCGCGAUGCUUUCCUCACGCUGGCCCGGGACAAACACCUGGAGUUCAGCUCCUUGAGGAGGUCCAAGUGGAGCUCCACGUGCAUGCUGGUGGAGCUGCACAACCAAAGCCAGGACCGCUUUGUCUACACAUGCAACGAGUGCAAACACCACGUGGAGACCCGCUUCCACUGCACCGUCUGUGAGGAUUACGACUUGUGCAUUACCUGCUACAACACUAAGGGCCACGAGCACAAGAUGGAGAAGCUUGGCCUCGGUUUGGAUGACGAGAGCAGCAACCAGGCUGCCGCAGCCACUCAGAGCCCCGGAGACUCUCGCCGCCUCAGCAUCCAGCGCUGCAUCCAGUCUCUGGUCCACGCCUGCCAAUGUCGAAAUGCAAACUGCUCUCUGCCGUCCUGCCAGAAGAUGAAGCGUGUCGUUCAGCACACGAAAAACUGCAAGAAGAAAACCAACGGUGGAUGCCCCAUCUGCAAACAGCUCAUUGCAUUGUGUUGCUACCACGCCAAGCAUUGUCAGGAGAACAAGUGCCCGGUCCCGUUCUGCUUGAACAUCAAGCACAAGCUCCGGCAGCAGCAGCUGCAGCACCGGCUCCAGCAGGCCCAGAUGCUGAGAAGGAGGAUGGCCAGCAUGCAGAGAGUGGGCCAGCAUCCUCCUGGAGGAGCUCCUGGAGGAAAUGGGGGCUUACCCUCUCCAGGAGCCAACAACAAUGGAGCGACCGGUCCCAGUACUCCUACAUCUGUGGGCACGCAGCCUCCCACCCCCCAGACACCCACCCAGGGGAACAUGCCUGCGCUUCCUCAGCAACAAGGGGUUGGCAUUGGAGGCAUGGGGGGAAUGGGAACUCCAGGGCAGCAACAACAGCUGCAGCAGCAAGGUGGUGCAAUGCCUCCUCAACACCAUCUCCAUCACCAGUUCCAGCCAAUGGGUGGAGGAGCUGGAGGUGCAGGGGGGAUGAUGAACUCACCGCAGCAGCAGAUGGUGCCUCAGCUCCAACAGCAGCAGCCUCCCAAUGUCCAGCAGCUCCAGCAACAGCAGCAUGCUGGUGGUUUGCCUCCAUAUGCCCCCAGACCACCAGGAGCCUCUCCACUCCACCAGUCGCUGGGUAAACCGGGACUGGGACCGGCCACCCCACCUCAGCAGCAGCCACAGCCCAACCAGGGCCAGGGGGCCAUGCCUGUGCAGAGCCAGCAGCAAGGCCCGCCCCUGGCUGCGGUGGAGACUGCCCUAAAAAUUCAGCGUUUAGCAGAGACCCAGAGACAGAUGGCUCAGGCACAAGCAAGCCUUCUUCAGAGGCAGGCGCAGGGACAGGGGGGCAUGAUGCCCCCACAUCCUCACCACCAGAACCCUCAGGCCCCGAUGGGCAUGCCCCAUCCUGGAAGUGGGAUUGUUGGGGCCCAGGGCAUGCCGCCCCAGGCUCCAGGAGUAGCUGGCAGGACUAUGUUAGACCCCCAGCAACAGGGGAUGCUAGCAGGAAUGCAGCAAGGAGGCCCUCAGUCACAGCUGCCACCUCAAGUUCAGCAGCAGCUCCAGCAGGUCCAGCAAGGAGGUGGUGGGCAACUUCCACCAGCAAACCAGCAGUGGGGCGCUGGGGGACCGACCAUGAACCCACAGCAGAGGCCGGGCAUGAUGGCUCACAUGACGCCACAGCAGCAGCAAGCGGUUGCCCAGCAACAACAGCAGCAGAUGCCCCAGCAGCAGCAGCCGCAGGCAGGCAACCGUGGGCUGAUGCAGCUGAUUGGAGGACCAGGAGGGGCGGCAGGGGCUGCUGCGGCAAUGGCAGGGGCAGGUGGUCAAGGAAAUCUCCCUCAGGCAGCGCUACAAGAACUUCUGCGGACCCUGCGCUCUCCAAGUUCUCCCCUUCAACAGCAGCAAGUCCUCAACAUCCUUCGUUCCAACCCUCUCCUCAUGGCUGCUUUCAUCAAGCAGAGAGCUGCCAGGUAUCAGGGAGUUCAGGGUGGCACUGGAGGACCAGGAGGGCCGCCGCAGGGUGGCCCGGGAGGUGUGAGGUUCCAGGGUGCUGCAGGAGUAGGGGGACCUGGGAGUAACCAGCUGGCCAACAUGGAUGGACAGCAGCAGGUUAAUGUGAACCAGGCCGGCCAGCCGGGGAUGAACAUGGCUCAGGGUGGAGCAGGAGGAGGGAAUAUGCCCACUAUGGCUCAGCUUCAGCAGCUACAACAGCAGCAACAACAGCGCCCCAUGUUGCCUGGGAAUCUACAGCAGCAACAGAUGGCCGCAUUGCAACAGCAACAGCAGCAGGGAGCAAUGCAACCAGGUCAACAAGGUAACAUGUCCAACAUUAACCCACAGUUCAGAGAGCUGUUGAUGAGACGACACAUGCAACAGCAGCAGUUCCAGCAGCCUCAAGGACUCCAGCAGCAGCAGCAAGGCCAGCAGGGCUUCAUGCAAACUGGGCAGGGACAGCCAGGGAUGCCCCCUUCGUCUCAGGCCCAGCCUGGAGGCGUUGGCAUAGGGGGACCCCAGCAGCAGCAGGGAGGGGGGCCACAGAGUGGGCCGGGACAGCCUGGCCAGCAGCAAGGCUACCCAGGCUCCAUGUCCCAUCAGCAAGUGGCUGCAGCUCUGCAACAGAGGCUGCAGCAUCAGAUGCAGAUGCAGCAGCAACAGCAACAGCAGCAGCAGCAGAAUUCAAUGGGUGGGCUGCAAGGGCAGGACGGAGGGCCAGGAGGGGGUGGUGGAGGACCAGGGGGGCCUCCGCUGCAGCCUGGACAAGGUGGACCUGGGCAGGUGCAACCCCAGCAAGGCGGAGGGGGGCCCCCACAGUCCCAGACAUCCCAAGCCAUGCUCCAACAGGCCAUCCACCAGCGGCUCCUGCAGCAGCAGCACCUCGGUGGAGGCUCCCCAGCCCAGCACAGCAGCCCUCUGAGCCCCCAACAGCAGAUGGCGCAGUCCCCCCACCCACACCUCCAGGGUCAAGGAGGGCUGGGCCCUGCGGGGUCGCUCAGCAGUCAAGUCAGGUCCCCUCAGCCCUCGCCGAGGCCGCAGUCCCAACCUCCUCACUCGAGCCCGUCCCCCCGCAUGCAGCCCUCCUCCCAGCCUCAGCAGCAGCCCUCGCCUCAUCGCAUCUCGCCGCAGACCCAAACCGGGUCGCCACAUCCGGGCCACCUAGGCCAGCAUCACACCGGCAUGGCACCACCCCAGCCGCCACAACCCCAGCAGCAAACGGGUAACUCUGUGGACCCAAAUCAGUUCAGCUCGGACCAGAAUGCCAUCAUGUCCCAGCUGAGCGGGAUGACGGGGAUGCAUGGUGGCCAGGGGGGGCAGUCGGACAUGUUGGGUGGGAAUAACAGUAACAGCAACAACAACAACAACCAGGAGCUGGGAACGAACAUUAACCACAACAGUUUAGAUCUUAUGUAGCCCGUUCUGUCUCUGUCUCCACGCUGUAAUCUGUCGCCCCAAACGACAACAAACUGCUAUGAAAUCACAGAGCGGGGACUACGGCUUUGGGUUUUUAGAAGUUUUUAUUUUUUAUUUAAAUAUUUUUCUGAUGUAUAAAUGAAAAGAACUGAAACUUCCUUCCUAUGGGAGAUGCAACAUAAAUCUUAGAAGUCAAUAAAUGAAUAAAUUAAAACAAUGGUAAGUUAUUGCUGUUAAUAUAUAUCUAUAUAUUUUUGCCAAUUGUGUACAAAAAGGUGGAAGGGCAGCGUUUCAGGUUGGAGAUAUUUCUUCCUUAGUCUAUGACACACAAUAUUUUUGGGGACUGAAAAUUUUGCCUUUUUUAUGAAUAUUUUUAAGAUUUUAAAUGUGGCGAAAAAUUAAAGUGAGUUGACAUAAUGUACCCUUUUAUUGUUUUUGUUUCCUCCUCAAAUACCCAGUCAUGAUUGUAUCUGUUUUGCAGAGAAGAAGUGUAGUUUAUUUCUGACUUAUUGUGCUAUUUUUUUUCCUUCAGAUCUUAAAAAAAAACAUCAACAUAUCUUCCGUUACAGGAGUCGGUCGUGUUCCGGACAGUUUUCCGCAGCAAUGUACAUUAUACAAGGCGACUGCUUAUAUAACAAUUCACAUACAUAGAAUAAAUAUCUAUUUUUGUUAACGACUGUGUAAAAGCCAAACGAGUUGAGAUGGGAUGGAGGGGGAGGGGUGUUAGUUUGAUUUUGACUGGUUUUGUAGCUCGGUCAAGGGUUCAGGGGUCUGAGUAAACAGUGUUUUGGGGGCAAAAAAAAAAAAUGCUGACAGUUGCUCUGGUUGGACUUUUCCAAGAAAUUACCCAAUCCCCCCACAGAGCAAAAAGAUGUUAUUAAGCCCUUGAGCCGCCUCUCCACCCGCCUUCCUCCUUUCUUUCUAUCCUCCUAUGAAUGUGCACACCCUCCUUGACUCCCCCAAAAGUGAUGGAUAGAUGAACUGCCGUUGCCUGGCCGGCUGCCAGAGGUGAACCGUGCCUCUUUUUCAAGUCGGCUGCAUAUGUUUUAUUUUUUAUUUUUAAUAAGGUUGCGUGUGUACAUAUAAUAUAUCCUUGUUUAUGAGCUGCGGUGCAGAGGGGAAGAGGAGAGGAGGUGGAUACAGUUGUUUAGCUUUGUGAGCGGAGAGGAAGCAGGCUGCAGAGGGGAUUUUUUUUUCGUUUUGUUUUGUUUCUGUGCAAAGAAAGUCCUUCCUGAUUCCCCCCCACCCUUCUUCCCCCUUUCAGACACAUUUUAGCGCUCUCUGCUUUCCCGUUCUCACAUUGCAAUCCGUUAGGUUUAAUUUAAUGUUAUUACUGUACAAAGUAAGAAAAUUGUGGAGUUUUUUUGUAAAGAAAGUGAAAAUUGUAAAAAAAAAAAAAAAAAAAAAAAGACAACACAAAAAAAAAAACAAAACAAAGAAAAAAACAACCAA